Adelges cooleyi (spruce gall adelgid) is the source of this 4051-nucleotide messenger RNA. RefSeq names its product AP-3 complex subunit beta-1 (gene rb). The transcript has 20 exons. Gene Ontology annotation, biological process: intracellular protein transport; vesicle-mediated transport. Gene Ontology annotation, cellular component: membrane coat; AP-3 adaptor complex. NCBI's taxonomy places the organism in Eukaryota, Metazoa, Arthropoda, Insecta, Hemiptera, Adelgidae. The record is from RefSeq and is a predicted model, not a curated record. Bases 687 to 3914 code for a protein of 1075 amino acids.
CCCAUUCAAACGAUUCUGCUCACAAGAAUUUUUUAAUUGACGGAGCGUAGAAAAUGAGUUCUCUAGUCGCAGUGGAUACAGGAAGCGUUAAAAAUAUUUGAAGAAGUUUUUAUUACCGAAAAAUGAUUUCAUUCGAUAAAAAUAAUAGUCAACCUCAAAAAACAAAUUUCGGGGGGGAGCGUUGUUACAAUCUCUCCCCCCUCGGGUACGCCACUGAGCAUCAGUAUAGCCAAAAAUCAACCAUUAUUAUUUAUUAUACAAAUUAUUCAUUCCUACCGAAACUGAUUUCACACAUUUUCCGGUUUGGAAAUGAACAGUGUCGCCUGAAAUAAGAGAAAAAUGGUAAUUAUCUUUUACUGCCUACCCUGAUUCUCCCACAGGUGUAACAAAAUAUCUUUCCCCCAUAAAGUUCCGUGUAAUUCUAGAAAAGUGUCUCUUCUGGUUAUUCUGUGUAUCUGCCAUGUAUAAUAUGGUGAUAGCUGACAAGAUAACAAGAUUAAUAUCAACUAUGAAAAUGAAAUAACAAAAUUGAUUUCUCCAAUUUCAAUAAUUUAAUUAUUGAAAGUAUUUUAAACCAUUUGCUUUUGUAAUUUAUAUUUUGUAGUUUAAUUAGCUAAUCCCGUUAAGCUUGUGAAUCGGUAUCAUACUUUUAGUAAUUAAAUUAAAGUUUAUCCUUCUUAAAUUGUAUGAACUAUUCUUCGGGAACUUUUUUUUCCAUGUUCUUAAUUGGUCCACAGAAUUAUAGUAAUAUGUCGAGUGGCACUAAUGGAACUUAUGAUAAAAAUGGGUUAUCUGCUUCUACGACUUCUGGAGAUGGAGAUUAUUCAAGUGACCCAGCUUCUGGUGGAUUAUCAUCGUUUUUUGUAACCGAUUAUAAAAAACAUGAUGAUUUAAAACAAAUGUUAGAUUCAGCAAAAGAUGGACCAAAGCUAGAAGCCAUGAAAAGAAUAAUUGGAAUGAUAGCUAAAGGAAGAGAUGCUUCUGAACUAUUUCCAGCUGUUGUAAAAAAUGUUGUGUCUAAAAAUAUUGAAGUGAAAAAGUUGGUAUAUGUAUAUUUAGUGCGCUAUGCGGAACAGCAACAAGAUUUAGCACUUUUGUCAAUAUCUACGUUCCAAAGAGCAUUAAAGGAUCCAAAUCAAUUAAUAAGAGCAUCUGCAUUAAGAGUUUUGUCAAGUAUUAGAGUAGUAAUGAUAGUCCCUAUUGUUAUGUUGGCUAUUAAAGAUUCAGCUGCUGAUAUGUCACCCUACGUUCGAAAAACUGCUGCACAUGCUAUACCAAAACUUUACAGUUUGGAUCAAGAUCAGAAAGAAGAACUCAUUUCUAUAAUAGAAAAACUGUUAGCUGAUAAAUCAACUUUAGUAGUUGGAUCUACUGUCAUGGCAUUUGAAGAGGUGUGCCCUGAAAGAAUUGAUCUAAUCCACAAAAUUUACAGAAAACUUUGCAAUUUAUUAGUUGAUAUUGAUGAAUGGGGUCAAGUAAUUAUUGUUAAUAUGUUAACAAGAUAUGGUCGUACUCAGUUUAUCAAUCCUAAUAAAAACGUCAGUCAUAAAAAAAUUUGUUUUGGGAUUUUUUUAUGUAUAGUUAAAUGGAAAAUUAUGUAUUUACAGGACACUAAUGAUUUUACACAUCUUGAUAACUGUAAUGUAGAUAGUUCUGAUCUAUCUAGCUGUGAAGAAGCAUGUGGGGAUGAAGUGAAAUCAUCUGUUCUAGAUCAAGAUCACAGACUUUUAUUAAGAACUGCUAAGCCAUUAUUUCAAAGCCGAAAUGCAGCAGUAGUGAUGAGUGUUUCACAGUUAUAUCACCACUUGGCACCUAAAUCAGAAGUAAACAUCAUUGCAAAAGCUUUAAUUCGAUUAUUAAGAAGUCACAGAGAAGUUCAAUCAGUAGUACUUAAUUCCAUUGCUUCUAUUUCAAUUGACAGAAAGAGGAUGUUUGAGGCAUACUUGAAAAGUUUUUUUGUUAGAUCGAAUGACCCUACACACAUAAAGUUAUUAAAACUGGACAUCAUGACAAAUUUAGCAAAUGAGACAAGUAUAUCAACAAUUCUUCGUGAAGUCCAAACAUACAUUUCUAGUACAGAUAAGCAGUUUGUUGCAGCUGCAAUCCAAGCUAUUGGACGAUGUGCAUCUAAUAUUAAAGAGGUUACUGAAACAUGUCUUAGCGGUUUAGUAUCUAUGUUAUCAAGUCGAGAUGAAGCAGUGGUUGCUGAAAGUGUUGUUGUUAUAAAAAAGUUACUACAAAAUCAGCCAGAAGCACAUUGUGAUAUAAUAAGACAUAUGGCUCGAUUGAUGGAUACAAUUGCUGUUUCUCAAGCUAGAGCUUCAAUUUUAUGGUUAUUGGGGGAAUAUUCACAGUUGGUAUCCACAAUAGCACCGGAUGUGCUCCGUAAGGUGGCAAAAACAUUCGUUUCUGAGGAAGAUAUAGUUAAAUUACAAAUCAUGAAUUUAGCUGUUAAGUUAUUUUUAACUAAUCCAGCACAAACAACAUUACUUUGUCAGUAUGUUCUAAAACAAGCCAAGUAUGAUCAAAAUUAUGAUAUAAGAGAUCGUUCAAGAUUUUUAAACAAUAUACUGUUUCCUCCAGAACAAUUUAGAGACAGUAAAUUAAGUAAACAAGCAAAAAAUAUAUUUCUAGCAGAAAAACCAGCUCCAUUACUACAAUCAAAUUUUGUUGAUCGUGAAGAAUUCCAAAUGGGUUCCUUAUCACAUUACAUUAAUUGUCGAGCAAUUGGAUAUCAGGAUCUACCUCAGUUUCCCGAAGAACCAACAGAUUCAAGUGUAAGGUGUGUAGCAGUACCAGAAGAAAAAGAAAUCCAUGUAAAACAGAAUGUCGACAAAAUAUCUACAAAUAAUAAAAAGACAUUUUAUUCAGAUUCUGAAGAUAGCUCAGAUGAAUCUAGUGAAUCUGAGACAUCAGAUUCGAGCUAUGAGAAAAUUGAUGAAGAGAAGAAUAAAAAAGUAAAAAGUUCUGAAGAUACUGAUGAAAGUAGUUCUGAUAGCGAAUCUGUGGAAAGUGACAGUAGUGAAGACGAAAUGUUAAACAAAAAAGUGAUCAAAACUGAAGAACAUAGAAGUAAUGUGGAUUUGUUGUUGGCACUAGAUGAUUUUGUCCCUUCUAGUCAAACUUUAUUACCAUCAUUAGGCGGAAUGCAUUCCCCUGUCAAUAAUCAAUCAUUAUCUAAUCAUUCACUUACUUCUUGUUCAGGAAAGGUUGUUGCACCAAGUUUUGUACCUUCAUUGAACACUGAAAUUUUGAGUAAAAUCAAAGGUCACAACGAGUUAAGCAUGUUGGCACGGUUCACUAGAAGUGCUAAUGUAUUUUCUAAUACAAUGGUUAAUGUAGAGUUGAGUUAUACCAAUCACGAUCAAAAAGAGACUUUGACUAAUAUACAUCUAAUUCAAAAGAGUCCUGAUAUGAGUAUUCAUAACUCAGCAACAAUAAUGCAGUUAUUACCAGGUUCUGUCAUUUUGGGUGCACUUGGAGUUGAUUUUAAAGAUUCAAUUCAACCACUUUUAAUGCAAGUUACUUGGUAUGUAGCUGGAAUGGAACGUAAAAGUGAAAUUGUUUUGCGAGUUCCUAUUGGUGAACUUUUACAACCAUACUCCAUAACUGCUGACAAUUUUAUAAGUGAACAAGGAAAAUUGAAAGGAAUGAAUGAACAUGUAGCUAAAGUUACUUUUGCCAAUAUAAAUAUGGAUGUACCAAAAUCUGUUUAUGAAGUUGCUAAUGUCACAAAAGUUUUAUCUGAAAAUAAAAAUAUAUUCAGGUUCAGUGGUCAGACAUUAUCUUCUAACUGUUUAGUGUUAUUAACAAUAAAGAUUGAAGAUUCAUCUGCAACUAUUUUUGUUAACUGUGAAAAAAUGGUUGUUGGAUCUGUGUUUUUAAAUGAAAUUAAAGGACUUUUUUCAAAAUAAAUUUUCAUUGGAAAAAAAAAUUACAAUUAAAAGUUAACAUUUAUAUAUUUUUCAAAUUAAAAAUUAUUUUGUUCUUGUAUUAAAUAUAAUAUACCUGUUGGCUGUUGUUAAAAAUAUUAUUGGGCUUUAAUUAUUUA